UUAACAAUUUUGCAUUGGGCCGAUUUGUGAUUUAUAUUUUUAUUUUAAGUACAAUUUUAUAUAAUAAACUCAGCUUUUAAAACAAACAAAAAGCAAACGUACAAUGAUACGCCGGCAAACGUUGUUAACACAAUUUCAGCGCGUGUUUAUCAAGCGGAAUAUCGCAUAUAAAAACCUACUCGCACUUAAAGGUCGUGGUUUCUUUCAAGACAUUUUUCCAGACACGGCAAACGAUCAGAUGAAGACGCUCUUCACAAGCGGACCUCAAACUAUCUAUGCCGGCUUCGAUCCAACAGCCGAUAGCUUACAUGUAGGCAAUUUGUUGGUGAUAAUGGGUUUGCUACAUUGUCAGCGUGCCGGUCACAAUCCCAUUGCACUGGUUGGCGGUGCUACCGGCUUGAUUGGUGAUCCCAGUGGACGGAAAACGGAACGUAAUCAAAUGGGUGAAACGGAAAUAGAAACGAAUUUGAAAGCCAUAAAAAGCCAAUUAGCACGUAUUUUUCAAAAUCAUCAAGACUGCCUCUGGGACGAUAGCAAAAAUAAGCGAAAACUUCCAGAUUUACGCAUUGUAAACAAUGCCGAUUGGUAUGCGAAUAUGAACCUCAUCGACUUUGUUGCGAAUAUGGGGCGCCAUUUUCGUAUGGGUUCGAUGCUCUCACGUUCCUCGGUGCAGUCACGCUUGGAAUCCGAGUCUGGUAUGAGCUUUACAGAAUUCACAUACCAAAUUUUUCAAUCUUAUGACUGGUUGCAUUUAUGCCGUACAUAUGAUUGCCGCUUUCAAAUGGGCGGCUCAGAUCAGAUGGGUAAUCUGAUGUCUGGCCAUGAGUUGAUAAGUCGCGUAGUUAAAGAGCCAGUCUUUGGUAUGACACUACCGUUGGUCACCAAUGAAGAAGGUGAUAAAUUUGGCAAGUCAGCGGGCAAUGCAGUGUGGCUAGAUGAGGAGAAGUCUUCCGCAUUUUCUUUAUAUCAGUUCUUUGUGCGCAUGCCAGAUUCUGAAGUCGAGAAAUUAUUGCACUUAUUUACGUUCAUACCUUUGCCAGAAGUUGAGCAGUUGAUGCGUGAACAUGGGAGGGAGCCAGAGAAACGAAAAGCGCAAACGAUAUUGGCAGAAGAUGUUACAUUAUUAGUGCAUGGAGAAAAAGGCCUGAAGCAAGCUGAGCGCAUCACUGACGCGCUCUAUAAAGGUAGUGUUGAUGCAUUGGGUGACCUCAACUACGAAGAAGUGAAAAAGACAUUUGCAGGCGCGAAAGUUGUCGACAUUCUGGCGGAACCGGGCAUGUCGAUGCUGCAACUGGCAAUGAAAGCCAAAUGUUUUAAUAGCGAAAGUGACGCUAUGCGCAUUAUUACCGCUGGUGGCUUCUACAUUAAUCAAAAGCGCGUACAAAACAUUGCUGAAAUCAUUACUACUGGAAUACAUGUACUCAAAAACGGACUAUCGUUGCUACGUGUGGGGAAAAAGAAUUUCUACAUUGUGCGUUGGCUCAAAUAGGCAUCCCCAUUGACGAAAGGUAUUUGUUGAAUAUUUGGUAGUUUUGUUGAAAAAAUAUACAAAAGUGUUGUUAGAAUAAAAUGU
This is a messenger RNA of Rhagoletis pomonella (apple maggot), 1573 nucleotides long. It is a transcript of the gene TyrRS-m, whose product is annotated as tyrosine--tRNA ligase, mitochondrial. The coding region runs from base 104 to 1489 and encodes 461 amino acids. Gene Ontology annotation, biological process: tyrosyl-tRNA aminoacylation. Gene Ontology annotation, cellular component: mitochondrion; cytosol. NCBI's taxonomy places the organism in Eukaryota, Metazoa, Arthropoda, Insecta, Diptera, Tephritidae. Gene Ontology annotation, molecular function: RNA binding; ATP binding; tyrosine-tRNA ligase activity. The record is from RefSeq and is a predicted model, not a curated record. The transcript has 6 exons.